UACAUUGUGUUUUGAAUAAACUUCAAUCUAAUUGGGAGUUUUUUUCCACGUGAUGUUUUCCAUCCCGCCGAUUGGCUCACAGUUUGGCUAUAUAUGUGUCAUUUGAACUGCAUCUAACGUCUUUUUUAGUAAGACUUCUCUGAGUGCACACGUACGUUUGUUUGGAUCUUUACCUGUUGCGUUUCUUGUUCUCUGUCAUUUGUUUUAGUAUGUUUGUUUAUUUUUAAGCAUUUUUAGUUGUUUUCAUCUUGUUCACUUCUUGUCAUGCAUUCACUAUGCCUGGCAAAGAGUCCAAACGCAAGGCGGAUGCUGCUAAGCGCAGCAAUCGUCCAGCUCCGCCUAUUCGUAUCGGGAUUCCAACGCACAGCAAUGAUGAUGCUAAUUUUUCUGGAACUGGCUUUCGUCAUCGAGUUCGUCGUUGGCCGACUAGUCUGAUUUCUAACAAAGCUCACAAGUUGGUCCUUCCAGAUGAGAUUCCUGAGAAGAAAUUCAUCCUACUUGUUGGGGACUCCCACUUGAGGUCCGUGGCAGACGGCAUAGUCCCUAUGCCGGUUGGCGGCCUCGCUUUUGGUGUGAUGUCCACUCCAGGAGCUUGUGCAGAUCUUCUGCGCCUUGAGGUUUCACAGGCUGUGUUACCUCGGGAGCCUGAUGCUGUUUGCGUCAUGGCUCCUUCUAACAACCUUACGGCCAGCAGAACAGUUGAAGAGGCAGGGGAUGCAUUUGAGCGGUACCUUUUGGCUGUUCUCAGUCGCUGGCCUAAGGUUUUCUGUACCUCCAUGAUUCCCCGUUUAGUUGGAUCCUGGGAGCGUCAAGACCUGUUUCAGCAGGAGUACCACCGCAGAUCGGCUAAGUUAGGUGUAAGUUAUGUGCCGAUCCACGAUGCCCUACCCAGGUACCGUCUUAAACUGUGGUGCCGUGAUGGUAUCCACCUCAGUGAUAAUCACGGGAUGCCUAUACUCACGCAACUGAUGUGGAAUGCCUCCUAUCAGUUCUUGGAGACACACGCACCAAAGCCACUGGUGCAGCACCAGGUGUCUCGUCCGUAGAAAGCGAGUAUUGUGCCCCGUGUGGUUGUGAAGGGUGUGGAACGCAUUCCACCUCCACGCCCUUCCGAAUGGACGUUUGUGAGACCUAGCGGGAAGAGAAACCAUUCAGGGGAAUUUGAAAAGGCUUCUAAUUCCCCCAAGAAACGAGUGGUUGUUUCUAAGGCUGAUGACACUUCAGUGGCCUUGAAGGAGUGUUUCAUCCCCCUGAAUCCCGUUAGGUUCUCACCUUCAAUUCUGGCUGCCAUGGACACGAUUGCUCCAGCGGAUGGUCCCACAGAAUUACAGACUACGUCUGUGCGACAUUUUAAGAAAGCAGCUAGGCGUGUCCAGCAGGAGGUUGCAUCCACACCUUGCAUAAAUCCUCUUGCAGACGUGGAGUCUGUUCGGUCUAGGAAGGAGGUGUUGGACUGUGACCAGCUGCCUUCACCCCACCAUCAGGAGGCAUCUGGUUGUCCUGGGUCUGUCUCUGGGUCUGGUGCUGCCCAUGCUGUGAUGCUUCCUUCUGGCCAUCACGCGCAUGCAUCACCCAGAGGUCAGUCUGCUAACACCCCUUCUUGCGUGCGUUCACAGGUUUUGCUGUCGUCUGUAGUUCCAGAGACAACUGUUCAAAAUCCUGUUGUAAAUAAUUUUGAUGAAGAUAAAACAAUUUUACACAACGAUGAUACAAUUUUAGACUCUGUCCUAGGAUCAUUUCAUCAGGGCGAUGGGCGUUUUAAAUAUGGGGGAGUUCAGUGUGCAGCUAUUACUGUUGUUGCUUUAACAAAGCACAAACAGAAGAGUGUUUUCUCUUGGGAUUUUGCCGUGUUGGAUAACGUUGUUGAGUUAGGAGAUGAGCUGUACACAGAUUUGCGCGACAACAAAAAGAUUAGAGGUGGACAUGAGUUUCUCUCUGUUCCAGACUUGCCAAAGGAAAUUGACAUGGAAGAACAGCGUUUUAAGCUUGUUUACGGGGAUUUCGUUCUAGGAGAUGUAGAUGUAAUUGAAGGCGAGUUAAUAGAUGCUUGUGUGUACACUCCUCUCCUGGAUGGAUUGAAGAAGAUGUGCACACAGUAUGAAACUUGCAUUAUGACAUUAAGUGGCAAUACUUGCGCUAUCAUUUGUGAUAAUGGACGUUUUGCUGUAGUAGAUUCCCAUGCACGCUCCGCAGAUGGUAUGGUAGACCAGACAGGACAGAGUGUAGUUCUGUACUUUGCGAACCUUGAUAAUGUUUUUCAACAUUUUCAGAGGUUUGCUAGUGAACUGGUGGGAUCUCAGAAGUUAUUUGAGAUCACUGGAGUGGAUAUUGUUCAGAUGGACACAUUUAAAAAUGUAUCUGAACAAACAGAUGACAUUGACAUAAACCCUGUUAUUUUUGUUAGUGAUGCUAGUACUAAAGAUUUUCAUUUCAGUCCCAUUUCUACAGACGUGUCACAGGUGUUGAGUAAAUGUCUGAAUGUGAAGUCUGCGAUGGUUGAUGAAUCAUCUCCUGUUCCUUCAUGUAGCACAAGUGUGGUUAACGUUGAUGACAACAGUAUUGUAGACAAUGAUACAAUUUUAAGCUCACUUACAGGAUCAUUUAAUCAGAGCGAUGGGCGUUUUAAAUAUGGCGGCGUUCAGUGUGCAGCAAUUAGUCUUGUUGCUUUAACUAAGCACAACAUACAAAGUGUUUUUUCAUGGGAUUUUGCCAUGUUAGACAAUGUUGUUGUUUUGGGCGAUGAGUUGUACACACAUUUGCGUGACCGUAAUCUAAUAAGUGCUGGGAAUGUGUUUCUUUCUGUUCCAGAAUUGCCAAAGGAAAUCGUUAUGGGCGAACAGACUUUUAAGUUGAAUUAUGGGGAUUUUGUUUGUGGAAAUAUAGACAUAGCUGAAGGCGAACUUAUAAAUGCUGGAGUGUACACUAGUCUUUGGGAUGGUUUGAAUAAGAUGUGUACACAAUAUGAAACAUGUUUUAUUACACUUGGAGACAAUACUUGCGCUUUACUUAAUGAAGAUGGACAUUAUGCUAUUGUUGAUUCACAUGCUCGUUCUGCAGAUGGAAUGGUUGAUCCAAACGGUAAAAGUGUAAUUUUAUACUUUAGUAGUCUUGACAAUGUUUUUGGAUAUAUUCUGAGGUUUGCCAGUAAAUUAAAUGGAACUCAGAAGUUAUUUGAGAUUAGUGGAGUUAACAUUGUUCAGAUGGACACAUUUAAAAAUGUUUCUGAACAAACAAGGUUGCCUCCAACAACAGGAAAGGAGGUUAGACGUGAAGAGUCAUUUCCACUCUCGGAACCAAUCAAGUUACAGACCGAUGACACCGACAUAAACCCUGUUGUUUUUGUUAGUGAUGUUGGCACUAAAGAUUUUCAUUUCAAUCCCAUUUCUAGAGACGUGUCACAGGUUUUAAGUAAACGUCUGAAUGUGAAGUCGGCAAUGGUUGAUGAAUCAUCUCGUGUGAUUGGUGAAUUGGGUGUACCAUGCAUGAAUAAAUCAAUAGUGGCAGAUGGAAACUGUUUUUUUAGAGCACUUAGUCAAGCUGUUUAUAGCACCCAGGAAUAUCAUAGAAAAAUCCGUCUUGCUUUGGUCAAUCAGUUAAAAAAGAAUCCUCAAACGUAUCAAACCAUUUUAAGAAGUGAGUAUUCCUCAGUUUCGCAGUACCUCGCCUCAUCAAGGAUGCAGUACAUUGGCAGUUGGGCAACUGAAGUGGAAAUUCAAGCUGCUGCUGAUUAUUUUGGCAUUAACAUAUUUACUUACUGUAAUGAUAAAUGGCUUAAAUAUACUUCCAAUAGCAUCUUUUCACAGCAGGCUGUUUAUUUGGAGAAUAGUAAUGGUAACCAUUAUGAGACAGUGGUUUGUGUAAAACAACCUAACACAGAAACUUGUUAUGGUUAUUGUGGCCCUGUAAAUAGUAUUUCUGGUAGAUACAAUACUCGACAUGCCCCUACAGAACAUUUAAAAUGUUCAGUAGAAACUGUGACGCUUGAGCCGAGUUCCAUAGAUACAGAUGGUGUUAGUGUUGUUCAUUCAAAAACUUUAUUUACUCCUAUGUCUGCAGAGUUCUGUAAAACUCUGUGUAAUCGGUUGAAAAUUGAUUUUGAGAAACACAAUUCCCAAGAGUCCACAUCAGGUGGGCCUUUAGGAAAUGUGUGCAAGACAGAACAUAUUAUUGAAGAUGGUAACAGUUUUUUUAGAGCUGUAGCUCAUGUAAUUAGUGGGUCACAGAAGGGCCAUCGUAAGAUCAGACUCGCUGUUAUUUCUUAUAUGUCCAAAAAUGCUGAAGAGUGUGAGAAGUUUCUGGGAAAAGAACAUGCUUCUGUGUCAGAAUACAUAAAAAAGUCACAGAUGAAUUAUGUCGGUCACUGUGCUACAGAUGUAGAAUUUAGAACUACAGCCAGUGUUUUAGGAUUACCCAUAUUUAUCAACAAUGGCACAGAGUGGGUCAAAUAUAGUUCUCAAACUGGUAAUUUCGUCACUGAGGGGCUAUAUUUGUCAAACUGUAAUAAUCAUUUUGAACCCAUUAUUUGCAUAAGACUGGGUAAUAAAGAAACAUGCUUUGGGUUUUGUAAAGUUGAUUCUUUGUCAGACAACGUAAACAAACGCAGAAGGUCAACUAUGAUGCAGUUAAAUGCUGACCCAAACAUGGAAAAGGUAAAAACGAGGAAGAGUUUUUCCAGAUAUUUAAAGCAAAAUAAGGCUCAUGCAGAAGCCUCUAAUUAUAAAACGUUAAGUGCAGUUAAAGACAAAAUAAAAAGUCAGAAGAAAAAUGCAUACAAGGAAAAUGUUGCUUACAGAAUGAAAAAGAUCAGCACGACCAAAUUUAAAUACAAAUUUCUUCUUGCACAUAAAGAGAAAGUUAAACGGAGAGCCAAACAUAGGGCCAUUUUCAACUACCAUCAUAAUUUGGCUUACAAAGAGAAAGUUAAACAUAGGGUCAAACAUAGGGCCAUUUUCAACUAUCGUCAUAACUUGGCUCAUCGAGAGAAGCUUAAACAGGUGAGUGUGUAUAAGUAUCAUCAUAACUUGGCUCAUCGAGAGAAGCUUAAACAGAUGAGUGUGUAUAAGUAUCAUCAUAACUUGGCUCAUCGAGAGACGCUUAAACAGGUGAGUGUGUAUAAGUAUCGUCAUAAUUUGGCUCAUCGAAAAAAAAUGAAAGAGUUGACUAGAAAGAAAUACCUUAAUAUUGAGCAUAAAACAUGUUUAAUAGAAAGUAUCCAGCAUAAAAGAAUGCUGAUUAAAUUAAAUGCACAAAACUUUGAUUUUGUUAUAGAUCAAUUUUUAGAGAAAGUGAAAGAUGGACCUGAUUUUGUGUGUUGUGUCUGCUCACGGUUGUUGUUUAGACAUCAGGUCUUAAAUUGUAAUCAAGAAUACUAUAGAAAAACCAAAGAAAUGUCACUUAUAGCAGAUAAAUGUAUAAGUGACAAUCAUCUGCACAUUUGCAAUGAUGCCUGUAGAUUACCUUGCAAAUUUAAAUUAUGUAGAAAUAAACUGUACAUCUGUUACACGUGUCAUUAUAAAAUGGGUAAAUGUCAGAUACCCCCAGAAAGUUCAAUCAACAAGCUGACUGUUGAUCCCAUCCCACCUCAACUGGCAUGUUUAAAUACAUUAGAGCAACAUUUAAUAGCGAUGAAUAUACCAUUUAUGAAAAUGUUGGCUCUGCCCAAAGGUGGUCAGAAUGGGGUUCAUGGCCCGAUCGUUUGUGUACCUGCAAAUAUAGUGGAAACGUGCAGUUUGUUACCACGUACCAACAUGGAGGGGUCUUUAUUACCUGUUAAGUUAAAGCGUAAAUUGACAUAUAAAGGACACUAUGAUUAUCAGUAUGUUGACACACAGCAUGUUCAGGAAGCUCUUCAGUAUUUAAAACAUCAUAAUUUGCAUUACAAAGAUGUAGAGUUCAAUGAGGCUUGGAUUAACACAUUUACUCAGGAAGAUGAGUCAUCUGUCUUGGAAAAGGAUAGUGGUUCUAGUAAAGAUGAAGAUACUUGCAUAGAUGGAGAAGAUGAGUUAUUGCAUGACAGACAGCAGCACUGUAUGUUUCAGGACACCUGUCUCAUGCCAGUAGAUAUAGGACAAGAAGCAUUGGACCAGUAUGUAGAUAACAUAUUAAAUUUAGCUCCAGGUGAAGGUAACAAUCCAGUGAAAUUGCUAUCAGAUUUUACAAAUGAAGCAAAAUGUUUUCCCGUCUUGUUUCCUUCAGGAUCUAAUACUUACUAUGAAAGCAGACAAUUUCGUUUGACUCUGAAUCGGUAUUUCAACAACAGGCUUCUUCAUGUUGAUGGUCGAUUUGCUAACAAUGUAGAGUAUAUAUUUUUUGCGCAGUACAUGUCUGAACUAGAGCAAGUUGUGUCCAAAGUUUCUAUAGCUUUACGUAAAGGUAAAAGCGGUGAGUCUCAGAAGUUGGGUAAUUUGAUACAGGAUCAGGAUUCUUUAAAUAAGCUGUUAGAGUUUGAUGAUGGCUACCGGUUUCUUAAACCAAUUCGCGGCACACCUGCUUUUUGGCAAUCUGCUCAGCGAGACCUCCUGGCCUGUGUAAAAAUGUUGGGCAAACCUACUUGGUUCGCAUCAUUUUCUUCGGCAGAUUUGAGGUGGACUAACCUUCUUUAUAGUAUUUUGAAACAGGAAGGCAGAACAGAGACAGUGGAACAGCUGGAGUGGGCUGAUAAAUGUGACCUCCUACGUAGGAAUCCAGUAACUGCUGCCCGAAUGUUUGAUUUUAGAUGGCAUGUCUUCUUAAGGGAAGUGCUAAUGUCUCCUGCCAAUCCCAUUGGUAAAAUAGAAGAUUAUUAUUAUCGUGUUGAGUUCCAGCAGCGUGGUUCUCCUCACUGUCAUUGCCUUUUCUGGGUUUCUGGUGCUCCCAUUUUAGAUAAGAACACAGAUGAGGAGGUCAUUGCAUUUGUUGAUGAAUAUGUCACAUGUGAACUUCCUUCUGAAGACGAUUCACUACAUGAAGUUGUCUCAUCUGUCCAGCAGCACUCCAAACGGCAUUCAAAGACUUGUAGAAAGAAAAAAACUGUUUGUCGUUUUAAUUUUCCACGACCCGCAUCUGUUAGAACUUUUAUUAGUCGCGGCGAAAAGUAUCAAGAUGCAGUGAAGACUUGCAAAUGUGAUAAAACAGAUAGCACUGUACAGUGUGCCUGUGCGUCUCAAGAUAAAGCACGUAAACAGGAAAUGGACAAAGAAGUAGCAAGUGCCAUUUUAACUAAAGUAAAGACUGCUAUUUCUAGUGAAGACUGUCCAUAUAACAGUGUAGAAGGUCUGUUUCAGGGCCUGGGUAUCAGUCAGGAACUAUUUGAGAUGGCAUAUAAACGAUUUAGUCGAAAUACACAUGUUGUUUUGAAAAGGGAAGUUAAUGAAAUCUGGAUUAAUCAGUAUAGCAAGUUGCUGUUAAAAGCUUGGAAUGCUAAUCUUGAUAUCCAGUAUUGCGUCGAUGCUUAUGCGUGCUGUGUAUACAUAAUAUCUUACAUGUCUAAAAGUGAACGGGAAAUUGGCCUUCUGCUUGCUAAUUCUCAAAGAGAAGCAGCCAAAGAUGGUAAUCUUAGUGCUAAAGAGGCCUUGAAGAGUCUUGGUAACGUUUAUCUUCAUAAUCGGGAUGUUUGUGCUCAAGAAGCAGUCUACAGGCUAACUAACAUGCAUCUAAAGGAGUGUUCUAGGAAAGUUGUGUUUGUUCCCACUGGUGAUAAUAUAGUGAAAAUGAGUUUGCCUAUUUCUGUUUUGAGGCAAAAAGCAGCAUCACAAGAUCUUACUUCAGAUGACAUGUGGAUGACCGGAUUAGUUGAUCGUUAUAAGAAGAGGCCAAAUGAUGAUGUGUUCAAUGAUAUGUGCCUGGCUACGUUUGCAUCAGAAUAUCGUGUUUUGAGUAAAAACGAAAAAUGUAGAAAUCCUAUAAAGUUAAGUAAUGAUUUAGGAUUUGUUACAAAAAGAACUCGGACUAAACCAGCGGUUGUUCGUUACGCGCGUUUCUCUGAAACGAAAGACUCAGAGAAAUUUUAUCAAAGCAUUUUGCAGUUGUUUUUACCGUACCGCCAUGAUAGUCAACUUAAGCUUAACUGUGAAACUUUUGAGGAAUUUUACAGAACUGGUUUAAUUAGAUUUUUUGAUAGAACAAACCACUCGGUAAAGGCUGUUGUAGAUUUAAAUCGGGGUAAAUUUGAGUUGGAAUCUGAUCAUUUGGAUGCUGUGAAUAAUAUAGUCGGUGAUGUAAUUUUAGAAGAUGCAUGGUGUGAGUUGUGUCCGGCAGUUGAAAUGGAACGUUUAGAGUGUGUUGAAAUACUGAAAGAAUCAGAACCAACAGUAAGUGACGAGGCAGAAGUAAUCCCAGAUUUGGCUCCAUGUUCAAACCAAACUGCACAUUUAGAGAAGAGAAACACGAUGAGUAGAGGUGAAGGUCUGGCAUUGAUUAGGUCUUUAAAUGAAAAACAGUUUUCUGUUUUUAAUCAAAUCAGGCAGUGGUGUGUAGAUAGAGUUAAUGGUAAUAACCCUGAACCACUGCAUGUUUUUGUUACAGGCGGGGCGGGCGUUGGGAAAAGUCAUUUAAUUCGAGCAAUAGAAUAUGAAACACAGAGAUUACUGUCACCAAGCUGUAGACAUCCUGAUAAUGCAUGUGUAGUAUUGGCAGCUCCUACUGGGAUUGCAGCAUAUAAUUUAGGUGCAACAACAAUCCACACUACACUGUCUAUAGGAAAGGAUGUACGGUUACCGUACACUCCUCUGGGUGAAGAAAAACUAAAUUCUUUACGUACAAAAUAUUGUGAUUUGCAGCUUCUUAUUAUUGAUGAAAUAUCAAUGGUCGAUCAUAACCUAUUGUCCUAUGUUCAUGGUAGAUUACGUCAAAUUAAACAAACGGGUGAUUUUUCACCUUUUGGAAAUGUCAGUGUAGUGGCUGUUGGAGAUUUCUUCCAGCUACCUCCUGUUAAAGGGAAGCCACUCUAUUCUGAUGGUGUAGGUAGCAACUUAUGGUCAAGCCUAUUUAAAGUUGUACAGUUAACUGAAGUCGUUAGACAGAAAGAUGCUGUGUUUUCUGGACUGCUAAAUAGAAUCAGAACUCAUACAAAAGGUACACCAUUGUUACCUGAGGAUUUAAAGGUUUUAAAAACUUGUGAAACAGGUGAGGCAAGCUCAGCAUUGCACAUAUUUGCAACAAAUAAUCAAGUAAAUAAUCACAACAUCCAUCAGUUAUGUCACGUUUGUCCUGAUUACAUAUCAAUUACAGCCAAAGAUUAUGUUAAUGAUAAAAGAACAGGCAAACUGAAGUUGUUGGAAGGGAAUCAUGCCAGAGCUUCUAAUACUAACUUGUCAGAAGUGUUACAGUUGGGUAAGGGUGCUCGUGUAAUGUUGUGUAAAAAUGUGGAUGUCAAUGACGGUUUGGUAAACGGAAUUUGUGGUACUGUGACAGAAAUGGUAAUGUUAGAAAAUGACACCUUUCCUAAAAAGGUUUAUGUUCUGUUUGAUGACCAUCGUGUAGGCUUGCAGAGGAGGAACAACUCCCAGUCUCUGUCAUCAAAUUUAGCUGGAUCUACACCUAUUGAACCCGAGGAGGAAAGGGCCACUGUUAAAGGUGGAUUACGUCGACAAUUUCCUCUUAAAUUAGCUUGGGCGGUUACGGUUCAUAAAGUUCAGGGACUCACUCUUGAAAACGCCGUUGUUAGUUUUAGGAAAAUAUUUGCACCAGGUCAAGCAUAUGUAGCACUUAGCCGUGUAACAAGUCUUUCAGGACUCACAAUUCAGGACUUUGAUGAAAAACGAAUCUAUUGUAAAGAUGACAUCACAGUUGCAGUUAACGAAAUGACCCCUUUUUUGACUCCAAACUCACAGUUCGACAGAUUUAACUCUUCUGCAUUCACUGUGUUUUUAAUGAAUGUCCAAAGUCUGAAUCGACACGUUAAAGACUUGGCUUUCUGCACACAGCAUUUGCAACCUAAUUGCAUUGCUGUCACAGAAACAUGGGUAUCUACAGACAGAUCAGAUGCAGUACAGAUUGAUGGCUAUAGUUUUUACAACUGCCCACGAGGUUUAGCUUAUUCUAGUACCCAUGAGUCAUUGGUUGCUUUUCAAGAACAACAACAUGGUGGUGUUGGCUUUUAUACUGCAGAUGGUGUGGCAUUUAAAAUGUUGCAGGCUCCAGACGUCAACUUGGAGAGUUUAGUGUAUAGCUUUGUUAACUUACACAUAGUACUUGGACUCAUUUAUCGACCUCCUUUGUAUCCCCUUUCUUUGUUUAAAGUAAAUUUAACAAAGUUGCUUGACUGGCUGGAGGUACAAAGUGAGACAUUAGUACUAAUGGGAGAUUUUAAUGAUGACAUUUUAAAAUCAUCAACAAUAUUAAAACUUUUGACCGACAGAGGCUAUGCCCAAAUAGUCAAACAGCCAACAACUGAAAAAGGCACUUUAAUAGAUCAUGUCUAUGUAAAAUCCAACAAGUAUAUAACAGAAGCAUCUGUUAUUCCAACAUAUUUUAGUGAUCAUCAGGGCAUCAUGUGUGAUUUUACACGGCUUUAGUUUACCUCAAAAACCAGAUUUAAUUUGAACAACACCUGACUGCAGAAUUUGUAAUGUAAAGAUGUGUGUGUGUGUGUGUGUGUGUGUGUGUGUGUGUGUGUGUGUGUGUGUGUGUGUGUUCUAUUUUAGCUUUACUUUUACUAAUAUUUCACCUUUCCUUACAUGAGCUAUCUCUACUGAGAGCAAAGUCAAUUUCGUUGUACACCUAUGCAAUGACAAUAGAACUUAUAUAUAUAUUGUCCAUAUAGUCUGUCAGAACUUUUCUACAUGAAAUAUAUUAGAUGUAUUGUUUUUAAGCAGUGUACAUGUUACGAUGCCGUUGAGGGGUUGUGCACACUCAGGACAACUUCGCUGCCGCGUUCCAUGUGUGAAAGCAGGGGUUGCAGGACAAUGUGUGCACAGGAGUGUAGCAAGAUUUUUAAACUGAGUGUUGAAAUUUCUCUGAUGCAUAUAGGUGAGAAGUGUUACAUUCACAAACUAUUUCGCUGUCAUGACAGCAACGAAGAGGGUAGUAACACGCGGAACGUUUUGGUGUCGUGCAUUUGUCAUGGCACUAGAAUUUCGGGUGUGGUGCAGCACCACGCCUAUGUAGGAAAAACCACUGACUGCUGCUUUAUGCUUCACCAUUUCUGUGAUUUCUUCAAUUUUCAUGUCCCCUACUGACCUAGUCAAAAUAACAUUGAGCCAUUUCCCACCUUCUCUCAGCUCUAGAAUGCUCUUUCCCCUUCUCCUCUGAAUUAAUCCCUCACCCACAUUUUAAUCAAACUAAAAACAUAUCUGUCCAGAUCAGGAAUUAAUACACUAAUUUUAUUGUUUUUGUGUGUGUGUGUGUGUGUGUGUGUGUGUCAUCUUCUUUGUUGCAAAAUGUCUAGGAUGUAUUGGAAAGCUUUCAAACAUGUAUUUUUUACAUCAAAAUUAAAUGUGUUUAAAAGCUUUCUAAAGGUUUCGUUUCCUGCAUUAAGAUGGCAUUUACUGAAAUUAAACUGAAAACCUUUAGUACAAUUGGCUUCUCAUUCAUCACUAUUGAGUGAUGUAACAAUUAAACACCAAAUUAUGCAUAAUGUUAAAAAUUAAACUGGUGAAUUUCAUGCUGUUUUAAUGCAGGGUUUGCUUUACCUGGUAAAAUGCACAAAAAAGCAAAGGCAAUGGUCUGGUCUCCCACUUGUGGGACAGGGUUCAAAUCCCUGUGUUGCCCUGCUAAUUGUGUUGAUUACUGGAAAAACUAUUAUUCAAAAAGGCAAAAAACAAUAAAAAUUAAGUUUAAAAUUUUUCUUGCUGCAAUUCACCCUAGAACUAAACACACAUUUUGAUUUCAAGGACAACUGAUAAGAUCACACCCAUGGGCAUUUAUAGCCUGCUUUUGGGGGUGCUGAAGCACCCCUAAAUUCAUCUCUAGCACCCCUAACAUUUAACAUUUAUUUAUCUCUUUAUUUUUACAAUUUAUGGUGAUUUUUCACACAUUACUAAUAUCUAAAAACAAUAGGUCAAAACAUUGUUUAACAAACAAUAAUAUAGCAAAUCUCCCCUGUCUCAAAAAUGGUUUGAUCCUGCCUACCUUUCCAGCCUCUACUCUGAGCCUUCCUGAGUGACUGACAUGCUGCCAAUAGGGACCUCGUUCCUUUCUGUAGGACAGUCCUGAAUUUACAUUAUUUUUCACAGGUCUUUGAAUCUUGCAUAAACUGAUUGUGAGGCAAAAACAGCAGCUGUCAAUCAAACUAGGAGAUGGGACUUUGAUGCAGGUCUGGAGCGCGUGCCACUCAUGAACCUCUAUACCAAAUAGUAACGUCAGAGUGGUCCAGGACUCAUGGGAGAUGUGACUGGAAGAGUGAAAAGAUGUGAAGCAAGCAUUUUAUUUGUGGUCGGAAAUGACUGGAAACAUGGGUUUAGAAGUGGCAAGUGCAUGGAGGAGAAUGAGAGACAAAUUUGUCUGUGUUAAAAAGUCUCCUAUAUACAAAAAAACAAUAUAAACACAUUAUCUUGGACCAGAUACAUGACAGAAUACCACAGAACGACGCUACGCCCUCUGUAGUCCUGCCGGGGAAUUGCUUUGCAACACUCCCCAGAAGACAGAAGUAUGAGAGCAAAACGCUUCCGUCAAGCCGUGCGUGUCUGUCCCUUGCGGAGCUGACGGAGAAGAAUGAAUCAGGCUUUAGUUUAGGACACUUUGUUACUGAAAAAGGUAUUUUUAAACUUGGCUUAUUCGGAAAUGUUUAUCCAUCCAAAUGCUACAACACAGCUAGCAUCUGCAGAGGCAUCAGCUUCUUUCAACCUGCUCCUGGCAGCCUCUGCCACCCUACACCAGGUACAGAACUGUCUUAUUACAUAUGCAAAUGUGCAAUCUCUGGUUAUUAAAAUGAUUUAAUUCUUAAAUAUUUUAUCCUUCAGCAUCUACACUGCACCUACUACCUACUAGCAGCUCUGCCACUCCAAACCUGGUAUACACAUCUCAUCCCAUAGAUUUAGAAUAUAGUGUAUUAUGACUCCUGUGUGUUAAUUCGAACUCCAACCUCCAUUCGAAACAGAAACGAUGCAAAAAUCAAGAAAGGGGCAUAGCUCACCAAGCGCCCACGUCUCGUUAGUUUCAUAGGAAACAACGAAAGUCCCUGCUUCAGAGUAUGAGCUAAAACUGUUCUAGGAACUACAGGAAAAAACUUCCUAGUUCCAAUCUGUUCAAACACAUCACAAGCCAAAUAUAAUGCCAUUCUGACCUUGUCUUUAGAAGUUAAUAAAGUUUGAACCCAUCUAGGGUCCGCUGUGACCAUUUACAACUAAAUCCCAUAGAGCUCAUCUUUGGUUAUCAAACAUUGUUUUCUGUUAAUUUGGCAUCAAUCAAAUGUUGCAUGGGUCAUCUAAAGACAAAAAGCUGUAAGUGCAUGGAAUUAAAGUUAUUUGAACAAGUGAACACACACAUGUGUUGAUUGCAGUUGUGUGAUGACUCCCACAAAGUUAGAUAUAGUUUGGAGCUUUUUUGCAGAAGUUACAAAGGUUUUAUUGUAUCUAGGGGGCGCUAUUCCAAAUUUAGGAAAUAUUCCAUGAAGAAGUUUGUGGGUUGAUAACAGCCAUUUGUGUGCAGUUUGGUGUGAAUUGCAUGAUGCAAGUGUUAUUCAGGGCCUAAUAAAUGUCAGGGGGAGGAGCUAAAGCAAUAUCAACCAAUUGCUACAGGAUUGUGUUGGGUGCCUUUGUGUGAUGACACAUAGCAAGUUUGGUGCAGCUACGACCUCGUCUGUAGGAGUUAUUACAGUUUUAAUGGUGUGUAGGGGGCGCUGUGGUGACAUUACACAACGUUCACCAACCGUGUGUGCCUCGUUGAAUAAAGGGCAUGAUUGUUGAU
Nothobranchius furzeri (turquoise killifish) is the source of this 13824-nucleotide messenger RNA. NCBI's taxonomy places the organism in Eukaryota, Metazoa, Chordata, Actinopteri, Cyprinodontiformes, Nothobranchiidae. The record is from RefSeq and is a predicted model, not a curated record.